Acytostelium subglobosum LB1 is the source of this 984-nucleotide messenger RNA. RefSeq lists its product as hypothetical. Gene Ontology annotation, molecular function: antiporter activity. The annotation marks the transcript as partial. The transcript has a single exon. Gene Ontology annotation, cellular component: Golgi apparatus. Lineage: Eukaryota; Evosea; Eumycetozoa; Acytosteliales; Acytosteliaceae. The record is from RefSeq and is a predicted model, not a curated record.
UUAUAUCGAAAUAUAUAUAGAAUGAGGAUAAAGGAUCAGUUCUUAAACACCUUCCAACAGGUGUCUCCGAAUAACAUGGCCGUGAUAUCAUUGGCCAUGUGGUUCGUGAUGAACAUCUCCACUCUCAUACUCAACAAAUAUAUUUAUGUGUCGCUACACUUCACCUACCCCGUCAGUCUGACGGCCAUUCACAUGAUGGUGUGUUCCAUCGGCUCAUACCUGGUGCUGCGCGUCUUUGAAAUGACGCCACUCGUGCCAAUCUCGAUGCGCGAGCAGCUCAAGACAAUCCUGCCGUUGGGCGCCCUGUUCGCCUUCAACAUCGUGCUGGGCAACGUCAGUCUGCGCUGGGUGCCCGUCAGCUUCAUGCAGACGGUCAAGUCGUCCGUGCCCCUGUUCACCGUGGCGAUGCAGACCAUGUUCUUUGGCAAGCGAUUCUGCCGCAACACCUACCUCUCGAUGAUCCCCAUCGUGGGCGGUGUGUGUCUGGCGUCGCUCACCGAGGUCAACUACAACCAUUAUGGCUUCUACGCGGCGCUUCUGGCGUCGAUCGUCUCGGCCCUGUUUGCCAUCGUCUCGGGCAUGUCGCUGUCGACACAGCUCAACGCCAUCAACCUGCUCUACUACAUGGCGCCCUGCUCCUUCCUGUUGCUGACGCCACUGGCUCUAAUCUACGAGCUGCCCACCAUCCAGGAGAAGUGGGACAAGUACGGCGAGGUCGGCCCCGUCGUCAUGCUGCUGAUCAGCGGAGCCAUCGCCUUCAUGCUCAACGUGUUCACCUUCUUGGUGAUACGCUACACGUCACCACUGACCUACACGGUCAGCGGCAAUCUCAAGGUGGUGCUCAGCAUAACGAUAUCGGUGAUCAUCUUCCAGAAUGAGGUCAACUUUAUGAAUGGCAUCGGGUGUGCUGUUGCCAUUGCCGGUGUCAUUUGGUAUAGCAAGAUUAGAUUCGAGGCACAGAACCAACCAAAGGAAGACAAUAAA